Molecule: messenger RNA, 246 nt
Organism: Parastagonospora nodorum SN15
Lineage: Eukaryota; Fungi; Ascomycota; Dothideomycetes; Pleosporales; Phaeosphaeriaceae
Exons: 3
Coding region: 1-246 (81 amino acids)
Source: RefSeq, a predicted model, not a curated record
AUGCCCCGCCAUCCCACUUCACGAGCUGAAAUCAUCAACAACGUCUUCUUGAACACGCAUUGCCGUUCGCCUUCGCCCCGAAAGCUGCUUGUGCCCUUGACGGCAGAUGCGUCUUUCUUCACUGUCAAUCUGUGGAGCCAUAAAGAGAUCGAUUUCAACAGCCAUGUACAUUCCACUCAACAGCACCCUGAAGCCGCCCAUCGAUCUAGUCGGAGAAGUAGCCGCAAGCAACACCCUAGUCCAUGA